This is a messenger RNA of Rasamsonia emersonii CBS 393.64, 1416 nucleotides long. Its product is annotated as Glycine hydroxymethyltransferase. The record is from RefSeq and is a predicted model, not a curated record. Bases 1 to 1416 code for a protein of 471 amino acids. Gene Ontology annotation, cellular component: cytoplasm. Gene Ontology annotation, molecular function: zinc ion binding; glycine hydroxymethyltransferase activity; pyridoxal phosphate binding. NCBI's taxonomy places the organism in Eukaryota, Fungi, Ascomycota, Eurotiomycetes, Eurotiales, Trichocomaceae. Gene Ontology annotation, biological process: tetrahydrofolate interconversion; L-serine catabolic process; folic acid metabolic process. The transcript is spliced from 4 exons.
AUGGCUACCUACGCUCUGUCGCAGUCCCAUCGGGAGUUGAUGGAGAAACACCUGGCGGAGCUGGAUCCUGAGGUUGCGGAGAUUAUGCAAAAAGAGAUCCAGCGUCAGCGAGAGUCCAUCAUUCUCAUUGCUUCGGAGAACGUCACUUCUCGCGCUGUCUUCGAUGCCCUUGGGUCUCCUAUGUCCAACAAGUACUCUGAGGGUUACCCGGGCGCUCGCUACUACGGAGGCAACCAGCACAUUGACGCCAUCGAGCGGACCUGCCAGGCUCGCGCUCUGCAUGCCUUCCGUCUGGACCCUGAGAAAUGGGGCGUCAAUGUUCAACCGCUCAGCGGUAGUCCCGCCAACUUGCAGGUCUACCAGGCUCUCAUGCGCCCGCAUGAUCGCCUGAUGGGAUUGGAUCUGCCUCAUGGUGGCCAUCUGAGCCACGGUUACCAAACCCCUCAGAAGAAGAUCUCUGCAGUGUCGACCUACUUUGAGACCUUCCCUUACCAAGUCGACCUCGAGACGGGCAUCAUUGACUAUGACACUCUUGAGAAAAAUGCCCAGCUCUACCGGCCCAAGAUUAUCGUAGCUGGUACUUCGGCCUACUGCCGUCUCAUAGACUAUGCGCGCAUGCGCAAGAUCGCCGACUCUGUCGGCGCCUACCUGGUUGUCGACAUGGCCCACAUCUCUGGGCUGAUCGCGGCUGGUGUCAUCCCCUCCCCGUUCGAGUACGCCGAUGUGGUGACUACGACGACGCACAAGUCGCUCCGUGGUCCCCGUGGUGCCAUGAUCUUCUACCGUAAGGGUGUGCGGAGCGUCGACCCCAAAACCGGCAAGGAAACCUUGUACGAUCUCGAGGGUCCCAUCAAUUUCUCUGUCUUCCCGGGCCACCAGGGAGGCCCCCACAACCACACCAUCACGGCUCUGGCGGUGGCUCUUAAGCAGGCGGCCACUCCAGAAUUCCGGCAGUACCAGGAGCAGGUGCUGAAGAACGCCAAGGCUGCUGAGUUCGAGUUCAAGCGAUUGGGCUACAAGUUGGUGUCGGAUGGCACUGACAGCCACAUGGUCCUUGUGGACCUGCGCCCGCAGGCACUUGAUGGUGCUCGAGUCGAGGCUGUUCUGGAGCAGAUCAACAUCGCCUGCAACAAGAACUCAGUUCCCGGGGACAAGUCUGCGCUGACGCCCGGCGGUAUCCGGGUUGGCACACCGGCCAUGACCAGCCGGGGUCUGGGUGAGGAGGACUUCAAGCGCGUGGUUCAGUACAUCGACCAGGCGAUCAAGAUCUCCAAAGAGGUCCAGAACCAGCUGCCGAAGGAGGCGAACAAGCUCAAGGACUUCAAGGCCAAGGUUGCCUCGGACACGGUCCCUGAGAUUGUGCAGCUGCGCAAGGAGAUUAGCGAGUGGGCCAGCACCUUCCCUCUGCCUGUUUAA